Marmota flaviventris (yellow-bellied marmot) is the source of this 4779-nucleotide messenger RNA. NCBI's taxonomy places the organism in Eukaryota, Metazoa, Chordata, Mammalia, Rodentia, Sciuridae. The record is from RefSeq and is a predicted model, not a curated record.
CUGCCGCUGCUGCCGUUGGCUCUUAUUCUCCUCCUCCUCCUCCUCUCUCCUCCUCUCUGCUCCUCUCUGCUCCUCUCUCCUCCUCUCUCCUCCUCCUCCUCCUCCACCUCCUCCUCCUUCUCCCCCUCUCUCUCCCCCUCUUUCUCUCUUCUCUUUCUCCCCCGUCCCCCGCCCCCUCCCCCCAGGCCUGAUGAGCAGGUCUCGCGCCUCCAUCCAUCGGGGGAGCAUCCCCGCGAUGUCCUAUGCCCCCUUCAGAGAUGUACGGGGACCCCCUAUGCACCGAACCCAAUACGUUCAUUCCCCGUAUGAUCGUCCUGGUUGGAACCCUCGGUUCUGCAUCAUCUCGGGGAACCAGCUGCUCAUGCUGGAUGAGGACGAGAUACACCCCCUCCUGAUCCGGGACCGGAGGAGCGAGUCCAGCCGCAACAAACUGCUGAGACGCACAGUCUCCGUGCCGGUGGAGGGGCGGCCCCACGGCGAGCAUGAAUACCACUUGGGUCGCUCGAGGAGGAAGAGUGUCCCAGGGGGGAAGCAGUACAGCAUGGAGGCCGCCCCCGCUGCGCCCUUCCGGCCCUCGCAAGGCUUCCUGAGCCGGAGGCUUAAAAGCUCCAUCAAGCGUACGAAGUCACAGCCCAAACUUGACCGGACCAGCAGCUUUCGCCAGAUCCUGCCUCGCUUCCGAAGUGCUGACCAUGACCGGGCCCGGCUGAUGCAAAGCUUUAAGGAGUCUCACUCCCAUGAGUCCUUGCUGAGUCCUAGCAGUGCAGCUGAGGCCUUGGAGCUCAACUUGGAUGAAGAUUCCAUUAUCAAGCCAGUGCACAGCUCCAUCCUGGGCCAGGAGUUCUGUUUUGAGGUAACAACGUCAUCAGGAACAAAAUGUUUUGCCUGUCGGUCUGCAGCUGAACGGGACAAAUGGAUCGAGAAUCUCCAGCGGGCAGUAAAACCCAACAAGGACAACAGCCGCCGGGUGGAUAAUGUGCUGAAGCUGUGGAUCAUAGAGGCACGGGAACUGCCCCCUAAGAAGCGGUACUACUGCGAGCUCUGCCUAGAUGACAUGCUGUAUGCACGCACCACGUCCAAGCCCCGCUCAGCCUCUGGGGACACCGUCUUCUGGGGCGAGCACUUCGAGUUUAAUAACCUGCCGGCUGUCCGCGCCCUGCGGCUGCAUCUGUACCGUGACUCAGACAAAAAGCGCAAGAAGGACAAGGCAGGCUAUGUAGGCCUGGUGACUGUGCCCGUGGCCACCCUGGCUGGGCGCCACUUCACAGAGCAGUGGUACCCUGUGACCCUGCCAACAGGCAGUGGAGGGUCUGGGGGCAUGGGUUCGGGAGGGGGAGGAGGCUCGGGGGGUGGCUCAGGGGGCAAGGGCAAAGGAGGUUGCCCGGCUGUGCGGCUGAAGGCACGUUAUCAGACAAUGAGUAUCUUGCCCAUGGAGCUGUACAAAGAGUUUGCAGAAUAUGUCACCAACCAUUAUCGGAUGCUGUGUGCAGUAUUGGAACCUGCCUUGAAUGUCAAGGGCAAGGAAGAGGUUGCCAGCGCACUGGUUCACAUCUUGCAGAGUACAGGAAAGGCCAAGGACUUCCUUUCAGACAUGGCCAUGUCAGAGGUAGACCGGUUCAUGGAACGGGAGCACCUCAUAUUCCGCGAGAACACGCUCGCCACUAAAGCCAUAGAAGAGUAUAUGAGAUUGAUUGGUCAGAAAUACCUCAAGGAUGCCAUUGGGGAGUUCAUUCGUGCUCUGUAUGAAUCUGAGGAGAACUGUGAGGUAGACCCCAUCAAGUGCACGGCAUCCAGUCUGGCAGAGCACCAGGCCAACCUGCGGAUGUGCUGUGAGUUGGCCCUGUGCAAGGUGGUCAACUCCCAUUGCGUGUUCCCGAGGGAGCUGAAGGAGGUGUUUGCAUCUUGGCGGCUGCGCUGCGCAGAGCGGGGCAGGGAGGACAUCGCCGACAGGCUGAUCAGCGCCUCGCUCUUCCUGCGCUUCCUCUGCCCAGCCAUUAUGUCGCCCAGUCUUUUUGGGCUCAUGCAGGAGUACCCAGAUGAGCAGACCUCACGAACCCUCACCCUCAUUGCCAAGGUCAUCCAGAACCUGGCCAACUUUUCCAAGUUUACCUCAAAGGAGGACUUUCUGGGUUUCAUGAAUGAGUUUUUGGAGCUGGAGUGGGGUUCCAUGCAGCAGUUCCUGUACGAGAUCUCCAACCUGGACACGCUGACCAACAGCAGUAGCUUUGAGGGCUACAUCGACUUGGGCCGAGAGCUCUCCACAUUGCAUGCCCUACUCUGGGAGGUGCUGCCCCAGCUCAGCAAGGAAGCCCUUCUGAAGCUGGGCCCACUACCCCGGCUCCUCAACGACAUCAGCACAGCCCUAAGAAACCCCAACAUCCAAAGGCAGCCAAGCCGCCAGAGUGAGCGGCCCCGGCCGCAGCCCGUGGUGCUGCGGGGGCCGUCAGCUGAGAUGCAGGGCUACAUGAUGCGGGACCUCAACAGCUCUAUGGACAUGGCUCGUCUCCCCUCCCCAACCAAGGAAAAGCCACCCCCACCACCCCCUGGUGGGGGUAAAGAUCUGUUCUACGUGAGCCGACCACCACUGGCCCGGUCCUCCCCAGCAUACUGCACAAGCAGCUCGGACAUCACAGAGCCAGAGCAGAAGAUGCUGAGUGUCAACAAGAGUGUGUCCAUGCUGGACCUGCAGGGCGAUGGGCCCGGUGGUCGCCUCAACAGCAGUAGUGUUUCCAACCUGGCAGCUGUCGGGGACCUGCUGCAUUCAAGCCAGGCCUCACUCACAGCGGCCUUAGGGCUGCGGCCUGCUCCUGCUGGACGCCUCUCCCAGGGGAGUGGGUCGUCCAUCACAGCGGCGGGCAUGCGCCUCAGCCAGAUGGGUGUCACCACGGACGGUGUCCCUGCCCAGCAACUGCGCAUCCCCCUCUCCUUCCAGAACCCUCUCUUCCACAUGGCUGCUGAUGGGCCAGGGCCCCCAGCGGGCCAUGGAGGGAGUGGUGGCCAUGGCCCACCCUCUUCCCAUCACCACCACCACCACCAUCACCACCACCGAGGUGGAGAGCCCCCAGGGGACACCUUUGCCCCAUUCCAUGGCUAUAGCAAGAGCGAGGACCUCUCCUCAGGGGUCCCCAAGCCCCCUGCAGCCUCCAUCCUUCAUAGCCACAGCUACAGUGAUGAGUUUGGACCCUCUGGCACUGACUUCACCCGACGGCAGCUCUCACUCCAGGACAACCUUCAGCACAUGCUGUCCCCUCCCCAGAUCACCAUUGGUCCCCAGAGGCCAGCCCCCUCAGGGCCCGGAGGUGGGAGUGGUGGGGGCAGUGGUGGGGGUGGUGGGGGGCAGCCACCUCCGUUGCAGAGGGGAAAGUCUCAGCAGUUGACAGUCAGUGCUGCCCAGAAACCCCGGCCAUCCAGCGGGAACCUUUUACAGUCUCCAGAGCCGAGUUAUGGCCCUGCCCGUCCACGACAACAGAGCCUCAGCAAGGAGGGCAGCAUUGGGGGCAGCGGUGGCAGUGGUGGCGGAGGGGGUGGGGGGCUGAAGCCCUCCAUCACCAAGCAGCAUUCUCAGACACCAUCCACGCUGAACCCCACAAUGCCAGCCUCUGAGCGGACUGUGGCCUGGGUCUCCAAUAUGCCUCACCUGUCGGCUGACAUCGAGAGUGCCCACAUUGAGCGGGAAGAGUACAAGCUCAAGGAGUACUCAAAAUCGAUGGAUGAGAGCCGGCUAGAUAGGGUAAAGGAGUACGAGGAAGAGAUCCAUUCACUGAAGGAGCGGCUGCACAUGUCCAACCGGAAGCUGGAAGAGUAUGAGCGGAGGCUGCUGUCCCAGGAAGAACAGACCAGCAAAAUCUUGAUGCAGUAUCAGGCCCGACUAGAACAGAGUGAGAAGAGGCUGAGGCAGCAGCAGGUGGAGAAGGAUUCUCAGAUCAAGAGCAUCAUUGGCAGGCUGAUGCUGGUGGAGGAGGAGCUGCGCCGGGACCACCCCGCCAUGGCUGAGCCGCUGCCUGAACCCAAGAAGAGGCUGCUCGACGCUCAGGAGAGGCAGCUUCCCCCCUUGGGUCCAACAAACCCGCGUGUGACGCUGGCCCCACCUUGGAACGGCCUGGCCCCCCCAGCCCCGCCCCCCCCACCCCGGCUGCAGAUCACGGAGAACGGCGAGUUCCGAAACACCGCAGACCACUAGCCCACCCAGCAUCACAGACCUUCUUCUCCUUCCCUGUGCACUCCACCCCGGAACAGCACCAACCACCAGGACUGGACGUCACCGAGGGACAGUGGGAUUGCCUCCCUGAAUGCCUCCUUGGGGGUCACCAAUCCUCCACCCCCAUUGCACCAUUUCUAGGAGGGAGAGCGGUAACCCUCAGCCGCCCUCUCUUCCUUCCUGUCGGGGUGCUGCCCCCUCUCUGACCCCCAGGGACCCUUGCCCCAGGACACCUCCUAACCCACACAGACCCCCUUCACUCCGGGGUGCUACCCCCAUCCUCUGCCUCAUCGUUCCCCUGAGCACUGGGGGACAGACCCUCACCCCCCACCCUGGGGGUGUGGCACCUCCAAACUUUCAACUUCAGGGUGAUUUUUUAGCAGUAACCAGAGCUGACAAUCUAACUCCUCUCCAUCGCCCCAUUUUUGGCCUCCCCUGCCCCCCUUGUAAUGGGGAGGGGACCCCGGGUGAGGGGGCCCUAUUACCCCUUGAUUUCUCAGGAGCGUCUGGGGGGGCUCAGCACGCACAAACUCCUACUCCUCCUACCACUCUUAAAUUUAUUCCCUCCCCACCCAGAACCC